Maudiozyma saulgeensis is the source of this 1719-nucleotide messenger RNA. Lineage: Eukaryota; Fungi; Ascomycota; Saccharomycetes; Saccharomycetales; Saccharomycetaceae. The record is from the annotation of a GenBank genome assembly.
AUGGCCGAGGAGAUUUCACUGUCGUUGGAGGAGACUAACAAGCUACGAAUUCAGUUAGGUUUAAAACCAAUUGUGCAAUCUGGAUCCGGGGCUACAAAUGGUAACAAACAGAAAUUACCUGAGUCACAAAUUGAACAGGAGAAUAAAAAUAUAAAAUUCAUAGAUAAAAAUAAAAUUAAUAAUAUCAGAAAACGUUUAAACAAAGUAUCACAACGAAUAAUACUCGACUCAAACGAGGAACCUCAUACAAAUGGAGGGUGGUUAAACAAAGUCGGAACUCAAAACAGAAAACAUGCUGUUAAUAUAUCAUUCGAUGAGGAAGUGGAAGAUGAUGAAGAUGCAACUAUGCCUAUAUUGAAAUUGUCACACAAACUUGGUGAACUGCAAAAGGGGAAGGAUAUUAUUCUAACAUUGAAAGAUAAAAAUAUAAAUGAUGAUAAAUCUGACGAUGAUGUUUUGGAGGAUGAAACUUUAUCUACAUUUAAAGAAAACAGCAAAAAUUUGAAAUUAAAGGAUAUGAACAAAGAAAGGAGGCGAAAGAAAUAUAGUUUGAAUGUGUCAAGCAAAGAUCUGGAGGAUCAUCACUCAGAUAUGGAAGAACCAGGUUCCAUUUUAAGGAUAAACGCUAUUACUACUGCUUCUGCAGAAAUCGAAGACGAAAAACGCAUAUCAGAUAAUGAUGAACACACCAAUAAAAUAAAAGUCCGAUUUUCAGAUAAUGAGAGUGAUGAUGAGCCUGAUAGUGGUGACUUCAAGGUUGCAAAGAUAAAAAAGAGAAAAAUUAAGGAUGGUAGAUCCAUAAAGAAAAGGAGGAAGGUUGAGCUUCCUUUGUCUAUAAAGGGAGUUAUACUUGAAGAUGAGGACGGUGAUGAAGAUGAUAUCUUAAACAUAAAAGUAAAUAACACAACUGGCAACCGUAAGGAGGAACAGUUUAAGCCAACAGAUGAUAUUACUUAUAAUAUUAAAAAGGAGGCCUUAGAAAAUAGGAGGAGAGAGAUGGAGGUUAGAAAACUUCGUGAUAAUAAUAAAUCUUCAUCAAAAAGUGAUGCUUUAGUUAUUGAUGAGUCGGCUAGUUUUUUGUCCAAUUUGAAUUCAAAAUUAAUUGUAUAUGAUGAAGAUAAAGAAUCAACAAAUGCAGGAAGCAUAUUUGAAGAAGAUAAGCUGCAGAAAACCACACCAGACGAUUAUUUAGGCCCCACCUCGUCCUCUAUUACUGAUGAUAAGAACCAAAAUGAUACUAAUAAUAAUCAAGGACUUACUUUUUCAAGUGGUUUGGCGACAACUUUACAUUUUCUUCAAGAUAGAAAAAUUUUACCUAAGAAAGAUGAUAUUAACAAUGAUGUUAACAAUUCUUCCAAUGAUGAACCACUAAAGUUAAAGAAAAAGAUCGAACAAAGAAAGUUAGAUGAAGAAAGAGAAAACAAAGACGAUGCUGACGCGUCGAUCCAGAAGGGUAAACGUGUGGUUUCCAGCAUACAAAGUCAGUUAUUAAAGGAUUAUAAUCCAGAGAUUAAUCUUGUAUAUAAAGAUGAUAAUGGAAAUGAAUUGACGACAAAGGAGGCAUAUAAAAAAUUAUCACAACGAUUCCAUGGGACUAAAAGCAACAAGCGGAAACAGGCAAAGUUUAAUGAGCGUGUUCAACAAAGAAAUAAGCAGAAAGGAUCUGCAAUGCAGUCCAACUUUUUUGAGUCCUUGCUUAAUAAGAAAGAAGGAGCUUGA